UCUAUUAUUAUGGCGUCUGUUGUUCCUUAUCUCCUACUGUAUUUCCUUUUCCUAUCAUGUUCUCUCUGAAAAAGAAGAGGAAGAAAAAAAAAAGGAAAAAAAAGAUCUCAAUAUUCUGAAUACCAUUUCCAUUUGCAUGGUUGAGUUUUGAUUUUUCUGUUUUCUCUGCUUGGAUUCUUGUUUUGUUCUGUUUAGAUGAAGAUGAAGAUGAAGAGGGAGCUUGAGGAUGAUAGAUCUACUGGUGGUGGUGUUUACGGCGGCGGAAGGCAGGGGGUUGGGAAAGGGGAGUGUUCUUCAGUGUUGAGUGGGAAAGUGAAGAUGUGGGAGGAGGAGGAGGAGCAAGAGGUCGGCGGCGGAGGAAUGGAUGAGUUGCUUGCUGUUUUGGGCUAUAAGGUUAGAGCGUCGGACAUGGCGGAUGUGGCGCAGAAGAUGGAGCAACUGGAGAUGGUGAUGGGAUCUGUUAAGGAAGAUGGGAUUUCUCAUCUGGCUUCUGAUACUGUUCAUUAUAAUCCUUCUGAUCUCUCUGCUUGGAUUCAAAAUAUGCUCUCUGAAUUCAAUAAUACACCCAACCAUUUCAACUCUUCUUCUAUUUCUACUCCUCCUCCUCAAUCUUCUCAAUAUUCCAAUCCUCACUCACGGAUUCAAUCCAGGCCUUCGCGGUUGUACGACGACGAUUCUGAGUACGAUCUCAGCGCCAUUCCUGGCGUAGCGGUUUUUCCCUCCAAAGAUUCCUCAACAGAAAUCGAAACUAAUUCUCGCAAGCGAGUGAAAAUUGAAGGAGAGAGUUCGGUGAAUUUGUUGCCGCCAUCGCCACCGUUUGUUGCUGCUGCGGCAGCGGCCGGGAUUGUCUCUGAACCUUCUCGGCCGGUGGUGGUUGUGGAGGAGGGCUCGCAAGACGCAGGGAUUCAACUCGUUCACACUCUAAUGGCCUGCGCCGAGGCCGUGCAGCAAGAGAACAUGAAGAUCGCUGAGGCAUUGGUGAAGCACAUCGGAUUACUAGCGGUAUCGCAAGCCGGAGCGAUGAGGAAAGUCGCGACGUAUUUUGCCGAAGCCCUAGCUCGUCGGAUUUACAGAAUCUACUCUCCUCAAGACGGAUUUUACUCUUCAUACGCCGAUAUCCUCCAGAUGCACUUUUACGAGACCUGUCCGUAUCUGAAAUUCGCGCAUUUCACUGCGAAUCAAGCGAUUCUCGAAGCAUUCGCGUCGGCAUCGAGAGUUCAUGUCAUCGAUUUCAGUCUCAAUCAAGGUAUGCAAUGGCCGGCGCUGAUGCAAGCGCUCGCAUUACGGCCAGGAGGUCCGCCGACGUUUCGAUUGACUGGAAUCGGCCCGCCGAAGCAAGGUAAUACAGCCGAUUCGUUGCAGCAAGUCGGUUGGAAGUUAGCACAGAUGGCGGAGGCCAUUGGUGUGGAGUUUGAGUUCAAUCAAAUCGUGUGUAGUAACCUAGCUAAUCUCAAUCCGGCGGCACUGGAGAUUCGGCCGCCGGCGGUGGAGGCUGUGGCGGUGAAUUCGGUGUUCGAUCUCCACCGGUUACUGGCUCGGCCUGGAGCGAUCGAGAAGGUUUUGGGAUCGAUAAAAGCAACGAAGCCGAAGAUCGUGACGAUUGUAGAACAAGAAGCAAACCACAACGGGAGGGUUUUCAUGGACCGGUUCACCGAGGCGUUACAUUAUUACUCAAACAUGUUUGACUCGCUCGAGGUUUCCUCGACCGGGUUUGAACCGGCAAGUGAGGACGUAUUGUUGUCUGAAGUUUAUUUAGGAAGGCAGAUUUGUAAUGUGGUGGCUUGUGAAGGACCAGACCGAGUCGAACGGCACGAGUCGUUAACUCAUUGGCGAACUCGGAUGGAAUCAGCUGGGUUCAACCCGGUUCAUCUCGGUUCGAACGCGUUUAAGCAAGCUAGCAUGCUUUUGGCCCUCUUUGCUGGAGGAGAGGGGUACCGAGUGGAAGAGAAUAAUGGGUGUUUGAUGCUUGGCUGGCACACUCAACCGUUGAUCGCCACGUCAGCUUGGCAGCUCGACGCCGAUGAGUCGACCCAGUGAGUUCGUGGC
Messenger RNA from Cucurbita pepo subsp. pepo (vegetable marrow), 2046 nucleotides. Its product is annotated as DELLA protein GAI. The record is from RefSeq and is a predicted model, not a curated record. NCBI's taxonomy places the organism in Eukaryota, Viridiplantae, Streptophyta, Magnoliopsida, Cucurbitales, Cucurbitaceae.